AUGUCAAUGAAACAAUUAACAUUGGCAAUAUUGAAACCAGAUGUUCAACGUUUUAUAAAUUAUCGUAAAUAUAUCGAAUCUGUGAUGUCCGAUGCACAAUUACAAAUUAUUCAUAAUGAAGAGGUUUUUAUGACGCGCGAUCGUGCUCAAGUAUUUUACGCUGAACACAAAGGUAAAUUUUUCUAUGAUCGACUUGUUAAUCAUAUGAUUUGCGGACCACUUGGAGUGUAUAUUCUUGCCGGUAAUAAUGCAAUAUCUGUUUGGCGUUCAUUGCUCGGUCCCACUAAAGUUUACCGGACAGUUGUAUAUGAACCAAAUAGUUUACGUGGUCGUUUUGGAUUGACAGAUACCAGAAAUGGUUUUCAUGGAUCAGAUUCACAAGAAAAUGCAUUCAAAGAAAUUAAAUUCUUCUUUCCUAGUUUCAAUUGUGAAAGGAUUAUAUAA
Schistosoma curassoni is the source of this 444-nucleotide messenger RNA. NCBI's taxonomy places the organism in Eukaryota, Metazoa, Platyhelminthes, Trematoda, Strigeidida, Schistosomatidae. The record is from the annotation of a GenBank genome assembly.